Molecule: messenger RNA, 3435 nt
Organism: Carassius gibelio (silver crucian carp)
Lineage: Eukaryota; Metazoa; Chordata; Actinopteri; Cypriniformes; Cyprinidae
Product: probable E3 ubiquitin-protein ligase HERC4
Exons: 25
Coding region: 65-3061 (998 amino acids)
Biological process (GO): ubiquitin-dependent protein catabolic process; protein ubiquitination
Molecular function (GO): ubiquitin protein ligase activity
Source: RefSeq, a predicted model, not a curated record
GUUUUCUCUUUAUGUGAAACAGGAUGCAGAGAGACUCUGAUCGUCUCAUCCGUUAGCUGGGGUCAUGUUGUGUUAUUGGGGAGCGCAGAUCAGAGAGGGUUUGGGACUGGUGCAGCCGGACAAAGUCAAACAUGUUAAUUGUGGAAUACGGUCCGUGUGUCCGAAAACAGCAGUUCAAGACAUGUCAGCUGGACGGAGUUUUAUUGGAUUCGUCCGGGAUGGGAAGGUCUCGGUCCUGAGAUUGCGCAGUGAAGAAGAUAAUCAUGAAGGAAAACUAAUGCACCUGCAGCUAAAGAAUGACAGAAUCAGACUGAUCGUCUGUGGAGGAGAUGGUGCCGUUCUUCUUGCUUAUGGAGGAAAAGUUCUCAUCAUGGACAAAUCUACUGUGUGCAGGCCUCUCAGAUGCCUGGAUAGCACGCAGGUGAUUCAGAUCGCAUGUGGAGACCAUCAUUCAAUGGCACUAACUAAGGAUGGUCAUGUGUUCGUAUGGGGUGAUAACUCUCACGGUCAGCUGGGUUUAGAGAAAGAUCAUCCCGGCUCUCCGUCUGCUCAACAUGUUAAGAGUCUGAGUGGGGUCCCGCUGGCUCAGAUCAGCGCUGGAGGAGACCACAGCUUUGGGUUGUCUCUCUCUGGAGUCGUGUUUGGAUGGGGAAAGAACUCUGCUGGACAGCUGGGCCUCGGAGACACUACAGACAGACACGUCCCAACGGUGGUAAAGAGUCUCAACCGGAAGAAAACUGUGUCUAUCUCAUGCGGAGGGGAACAUACUGCCACUUUAUCAAAGGGAGGAACAGUAUUCACAUUUGGAUCAGGAGGUUCUGGUCAGCUUGGGCACAACUCAUUCAGAGAUGAACAUCAUCCGCGGGUGGUUGCUGAACUGUGGGGAUCUGAAGUGUCACAGGUCACAUGUGGGAGACAUCACACUCUCGUAUCAGUCGCAUCGUCAAAGCGGAUCUACUCAUUUGGAUGUUGGAUGCAAGGGCAGUUGGGAAAUGAAGAAAUGAUCAAGAAGUCUGUGCCUUUCCCUGUGGAUCUGCCAGCUGAUUGUAAUCAUACGAUUGGAAAACUCAUAUCUGGGGAGAAUCAUUCCUUUGUCUUGUUUUUCAAGGACCCUGGGAAUGAGUCUAAACCAAAUCCUAGCAGAGGGAUUUUGACAUUAAAUGACAGAAUGAUUGAUCGAUGGCUGUCUGGAAGUGAUCCAUGGAGAGUGAUAAAAAAAGAAAUAAACCAAGUUUUCUCAUCUGCUGCCUCUCUGAAUGGAAGUUUUCUCAAAACAAGUUGUGACGAACAUUAUCAGACUUCUGAGGAUCAUUGUGGUUUGGAUUUUGAUCUGGUUAAAACAUCCUUUGCAAAGCUAACAAAGAAUGAAAGGUCAAUAUCAGAGGUAGUGAAGGUGGUUCAAACGAUACUUCUGCCGUCUCUGAAUCCAAAUCCAACUGGUGUGGAAGCUAUGAGAGUUUAUCUUCUCCUCCCUGAGCUCCUCCUUAAGCUCUUCCUUGAGCCUCUCCCUGAGCGUCUCCAGAAACAGCAAAGAACUGAACUCACUGAAGCUCUGGCUUCCAAAAUCCUUGAGCUGAAUCCUGAUGCUCGCAAGGUUUUAGUGACAAACUGGUCCAAACUCCCGGAUGAUUGGCUCAAAGGCGUGGUGAAGUUAUUUAAAAAAGCAUCUGCUAAUUUAAUUGGAAGGAUGGCUGCUGACGCUAUGAACUGGGACGUCAUGACACGCCUGCUGAAAUUUGUGCAGAUCCUUCAGAUGGUGUAUCAGGUCUGCUGCAGAGCCAACAGAAACGUCACCAAGAGUGAUUUCAUCAUCACUGAGAUCAACGAUCUGCUAGAUGUGCUGGAAACCACCAAUGAAGAUGUGCGUAAAUAUUGGGAGAGGUUUAACUUGACUGGACAAACCCAUGCAUUGAUGGCCCAGCAAAACUACUACAAUAUAGUCUUAAAAAAUCUCAUAUCGUUUCCAUGCAUCUUUAACCUGGAGGCCAAAUGUAGCUAUAUGAAGAAUAGAGGAUGGCAGGGUAGUUUGAAUCUGACUCUGAGACGUACAGCUCUGGUAGAGGAUAGUUUCCGUCAGCUGAGAAAUGUCACUCAGCAAAACCUCAGAGAAUUUUGGCUGUCGGUGUUUUACACAGAGGAUAUGAGAAAAACGGAUGUCAACAAGAGGGACUUCUUUCUCAAUGUGUUUACAGAGCUUUGUGCACCAGAGUCUCAGCUGUUCAUGUACAAUGACAACCAAACUAUGAGCUGGUUCCCCACAAAGCUCAGCGUUGAGAAGGAAAAGUACUUCCUGUUUGGGAUUCUGUGUGGCUUGGCCUUCAACAACACAUCCGUGGUGCAUCUGCCUUUUCCUUUAGCCUUGUUCAAGAAACUUCUCAAUGUCAAACCAUCUCUAGAUGACUUGAUAGAGUUUAGUCCGGUUCUUGGCAAGAGUUUGCAGUACAUUCUGGACUACAGCGAUGAUGUUGAGAAAUUGGAUACAUACUUCACGAUCGUAUGGGAUGAAAUGGAAGUCGAACUGGAUCCAGCUGAGCCAGGAAAAUUGGUCACAAAUUAUAACAGAACUGAAUUUGUGAACAAGUACGUGGAUUAUAUCCUGAAUAAAUCAGUGGAGGAAGCGUUUGAAGAAUUUAAGAGCGGUUUCUUCAAAGCAUGUAAUGGAUGGAUGGUGGAGAUGUUUGAACCGGAGGAGCUGAGAGGAGUGCUGGUGGGCAAUGAGGAAUAUGACUGGGACAUACUCAAACAGAACACCUCUUAUGAAGGAUCGUUUCAUGCUGAGCAUCCAACCGUCAUCUCAUUCUGGAAGGUGUUUGAGGAACUGACUCCAAAUGAGAAGAAGGCCUUUCUAUUGUUCCUGACCGGGUUCGAGAAAGUGCCCAUUCUGGGUAUGAGUGCGGUGAAGAUGAGAGUGAGACCCCUGUUCAGCUUUACUCAGGACCAUCUACCACAGGCCCUCACCUGCCAUGCUCUGUUAGACCUUCCUGUUUAUCAGAACAAGAAAACACUCAAGACUAAACUAAUUGAAGCCAUCAACCACAAGAGGGGCUUCUGGGAAGAAUGAUGCAGAUAGAGUACACUGAUUAAGUUCUAAAAUGUGAUCCUUGAUCUUCCUGGGCUGUAAAGGGGACUGUGUCUUAAUUUAUAAAGGAGAGCGGGGAUAGCUGAAUCACUGGGUUUGUUGUUAUAACUCUACUGUAACAAUCAGUUUCUGCUUUAAUGUGUGAAAAAAGGAAAAAUACAAAGUUUACAUUUAUAUCCACUACCAGAUAAAUAUUUAUCUUCAGGGAAGAUAGAGGUUUAUUUUCUAAAUGCUGUAAUUUCUGUGAUGAGUUUUAUUUAUGAAAAAAAAAUGUUUCUUAAUAUAUUAAAAUGUAAUUUAUUUUUAUUAUUUAUUGUUAUCAUUCUACGUUUUUUUUCUUAAUUUUUAAGAUUAAA